This is a messenger RNA of Hemibagrus wyckioides, 1809 nucleotides long. It is a transcript of the gene tmem33, whose product is annotated as transmembrane protein 33. The coding region runs from base 160 to 918 and encodes 252 amino acids. The record is from RefSeq and is a predicted model, not a curated record. Gene Ontology annotation, cellular component: membrane; endoplasmic reticulum. Gene Ontology annotation, biological process: endoplasmic reticulum tubular network organization; membrane organization. The transcript has 8 exons. NCBI's taxonomy places the organism in Eukaryota, Metazoa, Chordata, Actinopteri, Siluriformes, Bagridae.
AAGACGAAGAAGAAGAAGCUAAAGUUGCAAGGUCAGCUGAUCUCGCGCAUUUCCUGUAAUUCAGUCAGAGGCGCAGCGGUUAGCAACACACUGAGCUGGAGUUUUUAAUUCAUUAAGAAGACCUUACAGUGUGAAGAUCUAUCCUUUAUUCCCUGAAAGAUGGCGGACACAGAGCAGCAAAAUCCUCCUCCUCCCCCUCCCCCACAGACUGGGCCUGUGCAGUUCUUGUUGAGCAACAAGCUGGAGACGGCCAUGUGGCUCUCGCGUCUCUUCACGGUCUACUGCUCCAUCAUGUUCAUCCUUCCUCUGCUUGGGCCAAUGGCAGCGGCUAACUUCUACCAAAGGGCUCUCUUGGCCAACGCUUUGACCAGCGCUCUGCGUCUGCACCAGAGGCUUCCUCACUUCCAGUUGAGCCGAGUCUUCCUUUCGCAGGCCUUACAGGAGGACAGCUGCCAUUACCUCCUCUACUCACUCAUCCUGGUCAACUCCUACCCCAUCACCAUGAGCAUAUUCCCUGUGUUCCUCUUCUCACUGCUUCAUGCCACCACGUACACUAAGAAGGUUCUUGAUACGAUGGGACCAGACAGUCUGCUGUUUGUACGGAACUUCCUGAACAAACUCACGGCAAAUCAGCAGAACAUUCUCAAGUUCAUCGCCUGUAACGAGAUCUUCUUGAUGCCAGCUACUGUCUUCAUGCUCUUCAGUGGACAGGGCAGCCUGCUGCAGCCAUUCAUUUAUUACCGCUUCCUGACUUUGCGUUACGCCUCCAGACGAAACCCUUACUGCCGGACCCUGUUCAUGGAGUUACGGAUUCUCCUGGAGCACUUCGUGAUGAAGCCCGCCUGCCCAGCCUUCUUCAGGAGAAUGUGCCUCAACAGCAUCGCCUUCGUCAGUCGCCUGGCCCCUACAGGAGUCUAAAUACACUGUGCAUCAACACACACUCCGACACUGCAUCACACACUGAUAAAUACACACACUUAAACUUUUAAGCUCCUACGACGUGACUAGCUGGGACGAGAGUUCCUCCGACGUAGCUUUCUAAGCAGGCAAGGUGAUGUUUCCGAGUGCUCACCCUCGACGUCCUGCCGGUCUCGUCUUCUGCAUGGAAAGCUGUCGCUAUUUCGGAGAAACUCCACAGAUCUGAAAAGGCUGACGGGGGGGGGGAAAGAAAAAGAGCAGCAAAUAACUGCAUACAUUGUGUAUUGUAAAAUCGCUACAGCUCUUCAGUCUUUUGAAGGAUUAUUUAUAAAAAUUAAUACUAAGUAUGGAUGCUUUUCAUAUGGGUGUGGAUGAAAACAAAAAAAAAGAAAAUAUUUAAGCUUAACCUAGAGGAAAUGAUUGCUAGGUAUAUAUUGUUUAUUAGCACUUCCCAGUGCAGGGAGGAGAGAUUUUGAUCUGUCGUUACGUGUGUGUGUGUUUUCGUUGGAUUGUUUCUGUGGUCUUAAAAUUUUUCCAUGUUUUUUUUUUUUUUUUUUUUAAAUGUCUGUAGUUCAGCUGGAUUAUCUUGAAAUCAAAAAGGUUAAUUUUUUUUAAAAGAUUAGUGAGUAGAAUGUACGAACUCUGGUGUGAAUCUUGUCUCUUUCUUAACAGAUUUAUUAAACAUUUAAUGAUCAUGUAAUGUAUUCCCUUAUUAAAAUGCUGCCUUGAAUGUGAAUUGUUGAAAGCAAAAUCAUUUCCACUUUCAGUAAGGAGGGGCUUAAGUGGAUCAACUGCAUUACUUUUUUUUUUAUUUUUUUUAGUUCUAUUUAUUAACUCAUUUGUGUAAUUGAAUUUAAAAAAAAAGUCAAUAAACUUAAUUCUGAAACUUUA